Dioscorea cayenensis subsp. rotundata (Guinea yam) is the source of this 780-nucleotide messenger RNA. Its product is annotated as dirigent protein 4-like. NCBI's taxonomy places the organism in Eukaryota, Viridiplantae, Streptophyta, Magnoliopsida, Dioscoreales, Dioscoreaceae. The transcript has a single exon. The record is from RefSeq and is a predicted model, not a curated record. The coding region runs from base 65 to 604 and encodes 179 amino acids.
UGGUGAAUGACCAAAAAGCAAACGAAAUAAUAGAGAUCUCAUAAGAUCAUGAGCAACGAAAAGCAUGAACAAUGCAAACCACCUUCUUCUCCUCCUAAUUCUCUUUGUUCUAACCCUUAUUUCCCAAGGCCAUGCACAGCACCACUGGGGCAAAGAGAAGGUCACAAACCUCCACUUCUACUACCAAGAAAAACUCACCGGAGACAACGCUACUAUAGUUCUGUCUGGCAGGCCUAAUGACAACGCCUCUGCUAAUUUUUUAACAUUUGGAGCAGUGUCUGUCAUUGAUGCACACCUCACUGAAGGAGAAGACCCAAACUCACCGCUUAUAGGACAUGCACAAGGACUUUCAGUGUCUGCAGGGCAGGAGCAGCUCAUGCUUGUCUUUGUAGCGGACUUUGGGUUCACUGCCGGUGAGUUCAAUGGUAGUUCUAUCAGUAUAUUAUCAAGAAACCCUUUAUUGGAAACAGAUAGAGAACUUGCUGUUGUUGGUGGCCGUGGAAUGUUUAGGAUGGCUCGUGGGUUUGCUUUUCUACAUGCAGUGAAUGUAACUGCUGAUAUUACUAAAAUUGAGUAUAAUGUUACUGUGUUUCAUUAUGAGUAAAUAUUAAUCAUGAGUGUGAUGAUCAUGAUGUAUACCUACCUAUAAAUAAGUUUCAUGAUGAUGUAUUUCUUGUUACCUUGAAUAAUUUCAAUGCUUUUAAGCUAGAUGAUGAUAUGUUGCUUGUUACCUUGAAUAAAUUCAAUGCUUUAAUGUCAUUUGUCUUUCAUUAUGAUCAA